AUGGGAAGAGUGAGCGAGGCCCUGCUGCUUAAGGAGCAUCUCUUGGGCCAGUUCGCCCUGUUUGACGGCUCCUUGCAGGGCUUGGACCGCGCAGAGGAGGACACUGUCGUCAGCACAGCACAUCCAGCCACGACUCCCGCGAAACCCGCACAGCCACCGACCCAGUCCUCCGUCGACAUCAAUGGCGCCAGCUACAAGACCGACUCCUGGUUCAACACGCCCCCCAACAUCAUUGCAAACGUCCCGCGCCGCUUGCAUCUCCAGAAGGACCACCCCGUCUACGUGACGCGCCAGAUCAUCGAGUCCGUCUUCCCCGCGCCCACCUACAAGUACCACAACACCUUCGACCCCGUCGUCACCACCCACCAGAACUUCGACUCGCUGGGCUUCCCCCUCGACCACCCGGGCCGCGCAAAGUCCGACACCUACUACGUCAACGAGUCGACCCUGCUGCGCACCCACACCUCCGCCCACCAGGCCGACCUCUUCCGCGCCAACCUGUCGCCCGGCUACCUGAUCAGCGCCGACGUCUACCGCCGCGAUGAGGUCGACCGGAGCCACUACCCCGUCUUCCACCAGAUGGAGGGCGCCCGCAGCUGGGACCGCGCUAAUGCCCCGGGCGGCGACGUCGCUGCCGCCGUCUGGUCGGACCUAGAAAAACUGCCGACUCACGCCAUGAAGGUCGAGGACCCCAACCCGCCCUUCCACGCCGAGCGCAACCCCCUGCAGGACGACCACCACUCGGCCGCCGAGGCCGAGGCCAUCGGCGCCCAUCUGAAGCGCAGCCUCGAGCUCAUGGUCGUCGAGAUCUUCAGCCGCGCCGCCCGCGCCGCCAAGAGGGCCGAUCCCGACUUUGUCGACGAGCCGCUGCGCGUGAGAUGGGUCGAGGCCUACUUCCCGUUCACGAGCCCGUCCUGGGAGCUCGAGGUCUACUACGGCGGGGAUUGGCUCGAGGUGCUGGGCUGCGGUGUGGUCAAGCAGGACCUGUACAUCAAUGCCGGCGUGCCGAACCAGCUCGGCUGGGCCUUCGGCAUCGGGCUGGAGCGAAUCGCCAUGCUGCUCUUCCAGAUCCCCGACAUCCGCCUCUUCUGGUCACAGGACCCGCGCUUCUCCAACCAGUUCGUCGGCGUGUCGGACAACCUCGACUCGCUCAAGCGCUUCGUGCCCUUCUCCAAGUACCCCGGCUGCUACAAGGACGUAUCGUUCUGGCUCAAGUCCACGUCGGCCGCGGGGGGUAGCACCAAAGCCAACGCCCAUGGCUUUCACGAGAAUGAUCUCAUGGAGAUCGUCCGCAGCGUCUGCGGGGAUGUCGUCGAGGACGCCAAGGUCGUGGACGACUUCACGCACCCCAAGACGGGCCGCAGGAGUCUAUGCUACCGCAUAAACUACCGCAGCCUUGAGCGCACGCUGACGAACACCGAGACCAACGAGCUUCACGACCGGCUUACGCAGGCCCUGGUGGAGAAGCUUGGGGUUGAGAUUCGAUAG
This is a messenger RNA of Neoarthrinium moseri, 1488 nucleotides long. RefSeq lists its product as uncharacterized. Gene Ontology annotation, molecular function: tRNA binding; phenylalanine-tRNA ligase activity; ATP binding. Gene Ontology annotation, cellular component: mitochondrion; cytoplasm. Gene Ontology annotation, biological process: phenylalanyl-tRNA aminoacylation. The record is from RefSeq and is a predicted model, not a curated record. The coding region runs from base 1 to 1488 and encodes 495 amino acids. Lineage: Eukaryota; Fungi; Ascomycota; Sordariomycetes; Amphisphaeriales; Apiosporaceae. The transcript has 3 exons.